Neltuma alba is the source of this 1075-nucleotide messenger RNA. Its product is annotated as protein MULTIPLE CHLOROPLAST DIVISION SITE 1-like. The transcript has 4 exons. Bases 1 to 759 code for a protein of 252 amino acids. Lineage: Eukaryota; Viridiplantae; Streptophyta; Magnoliopsida; Fabales; Fabaceae. Gene Ontology annotation, cellular component: chloroplast inner membrane; chloroplast. Gene Ontology annotation, biological process: chloroplast fission. The record is from RefSeq and is a predicted model, not a curated record.
AUGAGCUUGUUAGAUCUCCCCUUCCCUCCUGACGAAUUCAACUCCAAGCAAGUUUUGGAUUUGUUAUGUGUUGCCAUUGUUGUUUUGGUUACGGCCGUCCGAGCGUUUGCGGUGAGGAAGUCGAGAUACAAGCGUCCUGGUUCCGUCGCUGAUCUCGUGAGACGUGGCCAGCUUAGAUACGAUUCAAGAGGCAUAUCAAGGCCUCUCAAGUAUGAAGACCCAUUCAAUAACCCCCUAGUAAAGGUUAGCAAAGGCAAAUCAACCGUUGAGAUGUGUGGAAAGCUUUACCGCUUGGCCCCAGUGACUCUUACUGAAGAGCAGCAAGCCAUCCACCAGAGAAGGAGAUCACGGGCCUACCGGUGGAAGCGGCCAACUAUGUUUCUUAAAGAAGGAGACUCUCUACCUCCCGAUGUUGAUCCUGACUCUAUCAGGUGGAUUCCCGCCAAUCAUCCUUUUGCAACUACUGCUGCUGACAUCGAUGAGAACUUCGCGCAAAACAAUGUCUAUCAAAAGCAUGGAGUUCCUUUGCGUAUCCAAGCAGAGCAUGAAGCCCUCCACAGAAAGCUCGAAGCCCUUGAAAGUGAGCAAACACUCAACAGGUUGAUGAUAGAUCCUACCAAUGGUCAAGAUUUUGAUAGACCUUUGAAGUCCCACGUCAAAUCAAAUGGCCAAGCAGAGAAGACUUCCAUUAACAAUCAGGUGAGUGACCCAGAUAAAGUUGAAAGUCCAUCAGCAUCUGAGGAAAACGCGGGUCCUUAGUUAGCAUACCGCUCAUCUGCCAGAAAUGCUCAAGGUAAAGCUGCUUUGAGGGAAUUAGUGAAUCUCCACUUUAACAUAAGUGUAGAUUUGAAUUUGCUCCGAAAUUUUGCCCUGUUGAUCUGGUAGCCUCAAAAGUUGCGAUUUGUAUAGGCGAUGACUGUACAUACUAAAUACUGCAUGUGCACUCAGCUCCCAACUUCUGCACUUGUUCCAUCCUCACCACUAACAAAAUUGAUUGAAAAACCAACGGUGGGCAGAGGUUUUGGAAUUUGCUUUAUUGCAAUGGUGAUGAAAGUUUGAUUUGGAUUCUGGAAUA